Closterium sp. Yama58-4 is the source of this 5796-nucleotide messenger RNA. Lineage: Eukaryota; Viridiplantae; Streptophyta; Zygnematophyceae; Desmidiales; Closteriaceae. The record is from the annotation of a GenBank genome assembly.
AUGCGUUACGCAGCCAUGAGCGGCGGCGGCAACGGUAGCAGCGACGGAGGCGGCAGCUUAGGCGGCGCGGCGAGUAACGCGGCGAGGCGCGGCGCCGUGUGCAACGCGGGGUUGGCCGUGGAGGAGCUGCACGCGAUGAGCUCCAACGACCUCAUGGCGCUCGUGCAGCACGCGCUGCGCGAUGCGCCACGUCAGCCGAAGCCGCCGGUGGAUUUGCCGCCUAUUCGGUUGUGGGACAGGCGCAGCGGCGUGAGCACGCAUGUGGACCUGCCUCUCCUUGCAGCAUCGCUGCCUCUCCACCUUCUCUCCUGCGCUGCCCUCGCCCUCCAACACGCCCGCUCGCCCUCCGCUCCUCCCCCCAACGCUCCCACACACACUCCCUCCUCUCCUCGUCUGUCCGCCAUCCCUCCCUGCCACUCUCACGACGGCGACCUCCCUCGGGCCAAGCGCGCGCGGCUGGGCGGGGCGGAGGGGGGCGCGGAAAGGUGGUGGCCCAGGGAGGAGAGGCAGGCGGGAUGGGGGGAGGUGGGAUUGGGGGAGGAUGGAUGGGGGAAAGAUAUUGCAAUGCCUGCUGCUGUUACCGAUGAUGUGACAGGAGAUGAUGCUGCCAAAGAUGACACGGGAGGUGAUGCUGCCAAAGAUGACACGGGAGGUGAUGCUGCCAAAGAUGACACGGGAGGUGGUGCUGCUACUGGAGCUGCAACAGCAGAACCUUCUGCUGUGCUUUGUGCUAACAUAGACACCACCACUCACACCACUGCCACAACCCCUACUGCUACAGCCCCCACUGCUGCACCCCCCCCUGCUACAGCCUCCCCAUCCCUUCCUCCCCCAAGCAUUCUUGCAUCCCCUCCCCUCCCUCCUCAAUCUAGCCCCUCCCUCCCACCCGCCCACCUGACCCAACCAUUUGCACCGCAACCAACCGCACCCCAACCAACCGCUCGUCACAAUAAGCCACCCAGCAGUGGCUCCUCCCAAACUCCUGCUAGCGGCAGUGGCCCCCUGGCAGUGACCAUCCGGCACGGGACGAGGGUGGCUACAGUGGCGUGGUGGGGGCAGCCGCAGGGCGGGCACGCGCAUGUAGCACGCACUGGUGGCUUGAAGGUGCUUCAAGGUGAUGCUGGGGGGACUGGUGGCGACGGCAGUGGAGAGAAGGGAAGAGAGGGUGGGGUUGACGUGGGGAGUGUUGAGGGCGAGAUAGGUGGCAAGCGGGAGUGGGGAGAGGGUGAUACGGCGGGUGACAGGCACGUUACCAGCAAGAGCACAGCAACAGUGGGGUGGCUUCUGAGACAAAUGGAGGACGAAGGGGGAGCGAAUGGAGGAGAGUGGGGUGAAGGCGGGCAGGAGGAGGGAGAGAAGAGGGGCGAGAAGAGAAGGUGUGGAUUAGAGCCGGGGGAGGGAAGGGAGAAGCAGAGCAGCAAGGCAAGGAGAGUCGAUGAGCAGGGGAGUAGGCUGGCAGGCGGGAGGGAGAAGGGCUAUGGGGUGGCUGCCCGAGAGCAGUGUGGGAUGGAAUUUCAGCAAGGGUGGGGAGGCGAGAGGGGAGGGGAGGUGUGGCUGGCACACGUGGCCAAAGGGGUGCGCCUGCUGCACUCGCUCUGCGACCUCGCUACCCACAUGCCCCGCCUGCACCAGGUGCUCCUGGUGAGCACGACCCUCAUGCUCCCUCUAGCCCUCAUGCUCCCUCUAGCCCUCAUGCUCUCUAAAACCCAACCCAUCACGUUUCGAGCAUUGUUUCCCAUUCCGCCGCCCUUGCCACUGUGCUGCUCUUCUGCCCGUGCUGCCUGCACUGCAAGGCUGCAAGGCACCCCACUGUGCCAUGCUGUGACAGCCUCCCCUUCCCUCCCCGACUCUCUUUUGCGACUCGCAACUUGCGAGAGCUACGUCGACACACUCAUUCCUCCCUGCCAUCUUCCCUUUUCCCCCCGGCAGCGACUAGCUGGAAGGAGCAGGGGCGGCGGAGGGCAGAGUGGCGAUGGCAGUGGUGGUGAUGGGCGUGGUAAGGCCGAUGGCAGCAGGGCGGAUGCAGCAGCAGCAGUAGGAGCAGCAGGCAUGGGAGUAAGGGGGUGCGAGCAGGCUCAGGUGGCAGGCUGUGUUGGUGCUGUCACAUGUGCUGCUGGUCAUGCUGGUGGUGCUGAUGGUGGUGCUGAUGAUGGUGCUGAUGAUGGUGCUGAUGAUGGUGCUGAUGGUGGUGCUGAUGGUGGUGCUGAUGGUGGUGCUGAUGGUGGUGCUGAUGGUGGUGCUGAUGGUGGUGCUGAUGGUGGUGCUGAUGGUGGUGGUGCCGGUGCUGGCGCUGCUGGUGCUAAUACCUGCAGGGCUGCUCCCGAUGGUAGCGGAGGGCAGGGGGAUGGUGGGUCAGCUGCUGCAAGGGAAGGCGAAGCAGGCACAGGCAGCAACUGUGGGGAAGGCACUGGGGGGGAUGCACGGAACAGCACGGGGGUUGUGGAUGGUGGUAGUGGCACGCAGGAUGCAAGAGGCGCGGAUGCAGUGCCCAGUGCAGCUGGUAAAGCGAGGGCAGGUGAGGCAGCGAGGGCAGGUGAGGCAGCGAGGGCAGGUGAGGCAGCGAGGGCAGGUGAGGCAGCGAGGGCAGAUGGUGCGGCAGGCAAGGAUGAUGAGGCAUGCACGAUGGGGGGGAAGGCGGGAGGGGAGAAACGUGGAGAGAGGGAGGCUGCAUCGGGGGAUGCAGCAGUUAAAGAUGCAGCAGUGGGGGAGGCGGCAAUGCGGGGGACGGCAGUGGGGGAGGCGGCAAUUGAAAAUGCGGCAGUGGGGGAGGCGGCAGUGGGGGAUACAGCUAUUGAAAAUGCGGCAGUGGGGGAUACAGCUAUUGAAAAUGCGGCAGUGGGGGAUACAGCUAUUGAAAAUGCGGCAGUGGGGGAUACAGCUAUUGAAAAUGCGGCAGUGGGGGAUACAGCUAUUGAAAAUGCGGCAGUGGGGGAUACAGCUAUUGAAAAUGCGGCAGUGGGGGAUACAGCUAUUGAAAAUGCGGCAGUGGGGGAUACAGCUAUUGAAAAUGCGGCAGUGGGGGAUACAGCUAUUGAAAAUGCGGCAGUGGGGGAUACAGCUAUUGAAAAUGCGGCAGUGGGGGAUACAGCUAUUGAAAAUGCGGCAGUGGGGGAUACAGCUAUUGAAAAUGCGGCAGUGGGGGAUACAGCUAUUGAAAAUGCGGCAGUGGGGGAUACAGCUAUUGAAAAUGCGGCAGUGGGGGAUACAGCUAUUGAAAAUGCGGCAGUGGGGGAUACAGCUAUUGAAAAUGCGGCAGUGGGGGAUACAGCUAUUGAAAAUGCGGCAGUGGGGGAUACAGCUAUUGAAAAUGCGGCAGUGGGGGAGGCGGCAGUGGGGGAAGCAGCACUGUAUGCGGGCACGGUGGCGUCAUGCCUGUACCUGCUGCCUGCCUUUGUCACCCCCGACUGGAUCGACACUUGCUCCGUGCUCGCCCUGCACCCCCUGGUGGGAGCCUUCCUGCCGGCGGCCUUCUCAGCCGUCACCUCCGCCUUCCUCCACCUGCACUCCCUGCUCUCGCCCUCCCUUGCCGACUUUACCCUUGCGGGAAGGGGAAUGAUUGGAGUUGGGGCGAGGGACGGGGGGAGGGAUGGGAAGAGGGAUGAGGGGAAGGAUGGUGGGAGGGAUGGGGGAAGGGAUGGUGGAAGGGAUGGGGGAAGGGAUGGGGGGAGGGAUGGGGGGAGGGAUGUGGGCGGGGAUGAAGGGAGGGCAAUGGUAGAGGGCGGCAUGGAGUGGGGCUCGGUACAGGGGGUGGUGCGGCAGUGCGAGGCGGCUCUGCAGGUGCUGCACGUGCUGUGCCGCCCUGAUGGGCUGGGCGCCCUCGUAACGCACCACCAGGACCUCAUCCAGGGUGGGGCUUUCCUUCGCCUGCUCCUCUCUAUCCUUCGCUUGCCCCUCCCCGCCCUCCUCCCUCCGCCUCUCCCCCCUCUCCCUUGCCCGCCUUCCAACCCCACUCAUCCCUCCAUCUCCUCUCCCCUUCCUUCCGCCUCCCCCUCCGAUGGCCCGUCACACCAAGCAGUGCCACCAGAGGCCCUGGUGGCAGCUAUUUCUCGCUGCAAGAGCCGAGCCAUUCAGAUGUUCCUCACAGUCAGUGAGGCAGACAGCUCCACCUUUCUGGAUGACGUGGCAGCCAAUCCAGCCUCGUUACAGUUGGCACACAGUGUAACAAAAGAGAUCCUCUCUCUCCUGCAUGACACUGCCAUCGCCAACGUUGACCUCACAGCCCGCCUCCUCGCUCACCACACACCCCCCUCCUCCUUCUCUCCCCCCCACGCGCCUCUCCCCUGCGGCCGCCUGAGUGUGAACGUGCUGCGGGCGGCGGAGGUGCUGUCAGACGACUCCAGCUUCCGCCCCUUCUUCAUGCUGCAUGCCGCGCCUCUUCUCGUGCGCCUGCUCGCCCUCCCCUCACCCGCCUUCGCAUCUCGCUGGCUACACGGCCCGCUCACGCGCGCCCUUGCCGCCCGAGAGGCCGACGCCUUUGUCCUCUUCCGCCCCUUCCCCUCCCUGGGCCUCGCCCUCCACCUCACCCACUCACACUUGCACUCCCUCAACCGCUCCACCUCACCCUUGCACCACCCCUCUGCGCUCGCUCCUGCUGUGCUGUUCCAUGGGGAGGAGAAAAAGGAGGUGGGUGAAGGGGCGGAAAACGUCAGGAGUGGGCUGAUUGGUGUUGAGGAUUCGACAGAGACGUUUUCUUCUGGCCCGUUCUCGUUUUCUGAGGGAGGGCUUGUGGCUGUAACGAGGCCGGCUUAUAAGGAGGCAAGUGGUGCGAAAAGCCGCAGUGGCAGCCGGGGCGAGAGGGAGAGAUUGGCUGAUGCAGGAGAUGGCAGAAGUGUUGGGAAGCUUGCUGGAAACUUGCAGUUUCGCCGAGUGGAUGAGCAGAUGGUGGGAAGGAAGAGAAAGAUAGAGCAGGGCGUUAGAGGAAGAGAGAAACGGAAGCGAGGGAGUGAUGGAGGGAAGGAAGAGAGUGACUGGGCGGAGGGAGUGAUCUGGUUGGAGGGAGGGGAGGGCGGGACAGCAGCAGAGGCAGAGGGAGUGAGUGGGUGGGCGUCGGAUGGGGCAGCAGGUGGAGGGCAGGGAGGAGGGAAGAGUGGGGGCAAAAGGGGAGAGGGUGGAAGUGUGGGUGGAGAGGACGGGGCUGAGGGGGGAGUGGGGAGUGGGUGGCAGAGCGUGGUGCUGCUGGUGAAGCUGUUCGCCAAUCUGCACUGCUUCGACCCCAACCUCUGCCCUGGCGAGCAGCGCCACCAGUUCCUCAACCUCGUCGUCGCUGCCAUCCGCCACCAGAGAUCCUUCCCAGCUGCACCUUGGGAGGGUGCACCUGGGGAGGGUGCACCUGGGGAGGGUGCACCUGGGGUGGGUGCACCUGGGGAGGGUGCACCUGGGGUGGGUGCACCUGGGGAAGGUGAAGCGGGUGGGGAUGGCAGCAGAAAGGUGACAGAAGGGAAGGAGAGGCAGAGGGGGCGAGCGGGGGCAGAAGCAGAGGCGGCAGUGGGCAUGUGCGAGAACCUGUAUUCGCUCAUAGACUUUGCUGCCACCGUGCCAGCAACCCAUGUCAGUGACGAUGACGUCAUCCUCAUCAGUCAGUUCGCCAGCGCUUUACACACCGCCAUCUGUCCCCACCCGCCGCCUCACCAGAGCGAGGAUGCGGCAGUGAGGGCGGUGGGGGAGCGGCACGGGGCAUGGCUGGCGGCACUGCAGGCGAAAUGGGAUGGGCAGGAGCGGUGGCAGCGAUUGCAGCCGGCACAUGAGGAGGAGGGUGAUGAUGAGGGGGAUGAUGGGGGUCGGGUGGAAGAGGCGUGA